GAGUCACAUGCUCUACUGACUGAGCCAGCCAGGCACCCUCCACUCAUGUGCUUUCCAGAACUCUAAUGUGAUUCGGGAUCAUUUGCAAAAUGAACAAAAAAGUCACCGGCAAACGGGACGACUGGGGCAGAACGCUGAUGGCAGAACCGGUGAGGGAGAAAAGGCCGGACCUCCGAGGAUAAUUGGGAGACCGCCUCCUCCCCGCCUGGUCUCCAUGGUCCCCUUCAUCUUCCAGGAUGAAGAACCCGAUGCUGGAGGCGCUGUCCCAAUUGCUGGAGAAGCUGCUCCUCAUCUCCAACUUUAAGCUCUUCAGUUCGGGCACCCCGGCCGAAGACAAGGCGAGGAAUAAUUUCUAUGAGAUCAGCUCUUUCCGCCGCGGCGACGUGCUGGAAGUGCCCCGGACCCACCUAACCCACUACGGCAUCUACCUGGGCGACAACCGUGUUGCCCACAUGAUGCCCGACAUCCUGUUGGCCCUGACCAGCGACAAGGGGCUCACGCAGAAGGUGGUCUCCAAUAAGCGUCUCAUCCUGGGCGUCAUUGGCAGAGUAGCCAGCAUCCGCGUGGACACAGUGGAGGACUUCGCCUACGGAGCCGACAUCCUGGUCAAUCACCUGGACAAGUCCCUCAAGAAGAAGGCGCUGCUCAACGAAGAGGUGGCGCAGAGGGCCGAGAAGCUGCUGGGCAUGACUCCCUACAGCCUACUCUGGAACAACUGUGAGCACUUCGUAACCUACUGCAGAUUCGGCACCCCGAUCAGCCCCCAGGCGGACAAGUUCUGUGAGAAUGUGAAGAUAAUUAUCCGUGAUCAGAGAAGUGUUCUUGCUUCGGCGGUCUUGGGAUUGGCAUCUAUAUUCUGUCUGGGCUUGGCAUCGUAUACUACCCUUCCUGCAAUUUUUAUCCCAUUCUUCUUAUGGAUGGCUGGCUAACUUCAUAUCCCCGUGUCAGUGUGUGUAUUCUGUGUGUAAAUAUGUUUAUAUUUAUAGAGCACAAGUCAGUAUAUGCAUCGUCUAGAAAAAUGUGACCUGUAACACUGUGUUCUGGAUAAAAAUGUGACUAAGAAUCAUGCAAAGUGCUUACUGUGUAAGCCCAAGAACAAAGGCUUUCUCAAUCUUCAGGCAGUUCCAUUUUAAAGCCCUGUGCAGAUCUUGGAAACAUGGCAACUUGUGAUCGAAGUCAUCCUUCCAAGGGAACCAGCCAGUAAGAUGAUGGCCACAGGAGAUUAUUUUUUCUCCUGUAAUCAUGGUUCUCCAUUAGGCCUGAAUUUGAAGAUUAGAAGACUUACUGAAUGAGCCCACUAACUUCAUUGUAAAUUUAUUCUGUUUCAUCGAAAACCUUACAUUAAACUAAAAGAAUUUCCCUUGUUCAGAUGAAAACAUAUUUGGUGAUGGUAAAAAAAAAAAA
Mustela erminea (ermine) is the source of this 1404-nucleotide messenger RNA. RefSeq names its product lecithin retinol acyltransferase (gene LRAT). Gene Ontology annotation, biological process: retinol metabolic process. NCBI's taxonomy places the organism in Eukaryota, Metazoa, Chordata, Mammalia, Carnivora, Mustelidae. Gene Ontology annotation, molecular function: phosphatidylcholine-retinol O-acyltransferase activity. The record is from RefSeq and is a predicted model, not a curated record. Bases 237 to 929 code for a protein of 230 amino acids. The transcript has 4 exons.